GGCGGGUGCGGGCCCUCGCUGCGCGGGCAGAAUCGCUGAUACGCCCUUGGGCCACGCCUUCCUUCGUAUCCCGUGCGCCUGCCCUGCCCUCCUGCAGCGCCCGUCGCCUCCCUUUCCCCUUCCCUCCCUCUCCCCGCGAGCCGCCAGAGGCAAUUUCUCCCUCGAUUCGACCCCGAUUCGUCCGCCCGCGACCGGGAUUCCCUCCGCCAAGCGCGGAUCUGAACGCUGCGCUCCGUGUCGCCGCUCGAAUCCGCCAUGAAGGGGGGCAAAUCCAAUGCAGCAGGCAGGAGCUUAGGAGAGGAGACGCCGACGGAAGAUUGCGGGGCGGACACCAUGCAGCGGAAGAUCUGCGGAGUACGGAUUCCCAUCAAGGUCUCAUAUGUCGUGUGCCAUCAGCUUAUGGAUUUGCCAGGUCCCAGAUGGAAGAAGGGCAAGGACUGCAAGGGCUUUGCAGCACUGGCAGCAGCCAAUCCCAUGUCCAGCAUAGUUGCGGAGCUCCAGGCUUCACUGCGGGACUCGGAAGCCGUGGCGAUUCUAGCCGCGCACGCCAGGGACGCGAUCCUCGAGGUCGGCCCACGCCAAGCCGCGCUUCUGAACGGCGCUGCCUUCGGCAGGGCCGUGGAGGGUGCAGGUGCAGAGAGCCAGUGGUUCCAGCUGGGCCCCGAGGAAGUGUUCUUCCUUUGCCAUGCCCUGAAGUGCCUCAGGGUUGAGUCGAAUAACAAGACGCGGAUUGGUGCGCCCGAGCUGUGGGGUCUCUUGGCCUCCGGCUCAGAGCAAUUCCCGGAGAUGUACAGGGCGUAUCAAUACCUCAGGCUGAAGAACUGGGUUGUAAGGUCGGGACUGCAGUACGGGGCAGACUUUGUUGCUUACCGUCAUCAUCCGGCACUUGUGCACUCGGAGUUCACGGUGGUUGUGGCUCCAGAAGGGAAAGCAUUCGGCACCAGGUGUGCCCGCAUGGAGGUCUGGUCUGAAGUACUCUGUGCGCUUCGGGCCUCUGGAAGUGUGGCCAAGACGUUACUUGUUCUUACCAUCAGCACCAAGAGCUGCGAGCUGGGAUCCUUGGAUUGUUUGGAGCAGAUGAUUGUUCAUGAGAGGACGAUCACGAGAUGGAUACCACAGCAGUGCAGUGAGCAACAAGACAAACCAUGUAGAGAAGAAACCAACAGGGAUGGACAAAGACAAAAAUCUUGCAUAGAAGUAUCAAGCAACGAAGAACAAGAGCAUACAAGUGGGGGUGUAGUGUUUAGCUAUUGGCCCGUAGUGCUAAGCUAUACAAUUCUUUUCAGUGUACUUGUCUACAAGCUGAAAUCUUAACUGAAGAGCUUCCUAUUUCUGUAUGCUCAUGUUGAUUAGCGUGAAUAAUGCAAUUCUAUGGUACGAAUUUGUUGUGAUUCUCAUUGAAGUUUCUA
Messenger RNA from Zea mays, 1409 nucleotides. RefSeq names its product tRNA-splicing endonuclease subunit Sen2. Gene Ontology annotation, cellular component: cytoplasm; tRNA-intron endonuclease complex. Gene Ontology annotation, biological process: tRNA-type intron splice site recognition and cleavage; tRNA splicing, via endonucleolytic cleavage and ligation. The transcript is spliced from 2 exons. The coding region runs from base 256 to 1314 and encodes 352 amino acids. Gene Ontology annotation, molecular function: nucleic acid binding; tRNA-intron lyase activity. The record is from RefSeq and is a predicted model, not a curated record. Lineage: Eukaryota; Viridiplantae; Streptophyta; Magnoliopsida; Poales; Poaceae.